AUCACUUUAUAUCUAAAUAUUUUAACACCAAGUAUUUUUACACAUUUCCUUAACACGAAAACUUCCUGACAUUCGGCCUCGAUUUCUUCAGUACUGCAUAGCGAUUCGGUUGAUCGAAAUAUAGAAAACAUUCACAACUGCAGGACCUGCAGCAGCUCAAAAGGAUCAGAGGUUUUUCCGAUCCUCCCUAAUCUGAUCAUCGUUUUUACUUGAUGUUGCUGGAAAAGUAGUCUAAAGCAUAAAUCAAAAAGCUGACGAUCAACUCAGUUUGCCACACAUCGACUAUACACAAUCAUGAGUUCGCGACUGCUGAUGGCCCGGUCAGUGGUGAAGAGCGUGAGCCACGACCUGAUCGGCCGUCUGGUUUUGAACCAGCGGCAUCUUGCAUCGAUAGCCUGUGCCGACGCCCAUAAGGGAGGAAAAGGACUCGUCCUGGGGCUGUACGAGAAGGAGGCGGAAAAGGGGCCACGUCUGACGCCAGCUGGCGAGAAGAUCGACGACCGUCUGAACGGCAAACUGAAUGAGCUGAUAUGCGAGACCAAGAUCAGUGGUCGCCUGGGGCGCGGCAAGGUUUUCAACAACAUCGACGAAGAGUUCCAGUCGGUGUGCGUGGUGGGCGUUGGUAUAGAAGGCAUAGGCUUCAAUGAACUGGAGAUGCUCGACGAGGGCAUGGAGAAUGUCCGCGUAGCCGCAGGCGUGGGUGCCAGGGCGUUGCAAGAAGUCGAAUGUAUUGAGGUCCAUGUGGAUAGCAUGGACUACCCGGAGCAGGCGGCCGAGGGCGCAUCCCUGGCCAUUUGGCGCUUCGAGGAGAAUCUGUCCAAAAAGUUACGCUCGAUCCAGCCCAAGCUGGAGUUAUUUGAUUCGCCCGAUACUGACUCUUGGACGAGAGGCCUCUUCAAGGCGGAGGCGCAGAACAUCUCACGCAGAAUCAGCGAGGCUCCGGCCAACUGCAUGACACCCACCGCUGUGGCACAGGUUGGUGUGGAUAUGCUCUGCCCGUGCGGCAUCACCGUGGAGGUGCGCACCAUGGAGUGGAUCGAGCAGCAGCGGCUGCACUCCUUCCUGAUGGUUGCCAAGGGGAGCUGCGAGCCUCCUGUCGUACUAGAGCUCGCCUACUGCGGCACCUCGCCCGAGGACAAGCCAAUCUUGCUGGUGGGCCAGGGCUUAACCUUUAAUUCGGGCGGAAUCAAUCUGCGUCCAUGCAAGGGCAUGGCUGAGUUUCGUGGCGAUGUAAAUGGAGCUGCUUCCAUCCUGGCGGCCAUGCGAGCGGCUGCUGCCUUGUCACUUCCCAUCAACAUAACGGCCGUCCUUCCCCUCUGCGAGAACAUGCCCUCUGGCAUGGCCGUCAAGCCAGGAGACGUGGUCACCCUCCUAAAUGCCAAGACCAUGGCAAUUCGAAAUAUGGACCGCGCUGGCGUAGUGGUCAUUGCGGAUCCCAUGAUCUAUGGCCAGCAGACAUACAAGCCGCGACUGGUUGUAGACAUCGGAUCCAUGUGCAAGGGCAUCAAGAAGGCCGUGGGCGGCGGUGCAACGGGUAUCUGGUCUAAUUCGCACUACGUCUGGAAGCAGUUCCAGAAGGCUGGGUCACUCACCGGAGAUCGGUUGUGGAGAUUCCCGCUGUGGGACUUCUACAAGCGCCGGGUGGCAAAUCACAGAAGUUUUGAUCUCUCGAACGAUGGUGAUGGGCUUGCCUCAUCUUGUCUGGCGGCUGCAGUGCUUCACGAGCUGGUCCCCUGCUCCGAUUGGGCUCAUCUGGACACGUUUGGCACAGGGCUAAUGUCGACGUACGGCCUGAUACCGUAUCUCCGAGCGGGCCAAAUGACAGGACGUCCCACUAGAACUUUGGUGCAGUUUCUAUACCAGUUGGCGUGUCCCGGCGAGUUCAGCUCUUGAUUGGAUGUAUAUUUGUUUUUUAGAUUUUCUAUAUUUUACCCGAAUCGACUUAUUCUGUCUAAUACGACAGAGCAGACAAGUACAGAGUACACAGAGUGAAUGUAUUGCAGUAUCUAAUGCAACAGACAAACACACAUACAAUAGCAAAAUCGAUGUAAAAGUAAAUUAUUAGUUUUCGACCUAGCACAAA
Messenger RNA from Drosophila miranda, 2083 nucleotides. RefSeq names its product cytosol aminopeptidase-like. Gene Ontology annotation, biological process: proteolysis. Gene Ontology annotation, cellular component: cytoplasm. Bases 295 to 1893 code for a protein of 532 amino acids. The transcript has 3 exons. Gene Ontology annotation, molecular function: manganese ion binding; metalloaminopeptidase activity. NCBI's taxonomy places the organism in Eukaryota, Metazoa, Arthropoda, Insecta, Diptera, Drosophilidae. The record is from RefSeq and is a predicted model, not a curated record.